AUUUUAUGGUUGUCGAUCGUACAGUGUUUUUCAGAAUAAAAAAAAAAUCAUACAUACAUUAUGCAAAAUAUCGCAAUUUUUUGUAUAGCAGUAAUUAUCUUGAAAACAUCUUUGGUCACACAAGGUUUCCCGACACCACCGGGUGCAGAAGUUUCGAAUGUUACAAAAGAUGAAAGUGAUCCGAAGACCACAGAAGAUGGAGUUGGUUCGAACGCAUCGAAAGGUUGUGGGCCAAAAAUGAAAAAAGGUGCCAAAUGCGUGGGUAUGGCCGCGAAACAGGGUUGUAUUUGCUUUGUAGACUGCCUAGCUUGUCUGUUUGCUGACCCUCAUGCGAGACAUACAAGUGGCGGUGUUUGUAGUACACCUUGGGCAGGACCUUGUCGUCCUUAAUCAUACGAAAAGAUCCAAACAUAUUGCAGAAUUAUAUAAUUGCUUGUGAAUACAUUUAAAUGUGCACAAUUCAUUUGUCAUUUGUAUAAACUUAU
Messenger RNA from Adelges cooleyi (spruce gall adelgid), 485 nucleotides. RefSeq lists its product as uncharacterized. Lineage: Eukaryota; Metazoa; Arthropoda; Insecta; Hemiptera; Adelgidae. The coding region runs from base 61 to 390 and encodes 109 amino acids. The transcript has 9 exons. The record is from RefSeq and is a predicted model, not a curated record.